AUGCCGCACCACGCAGUCAUCCGAAGGGACCGCGAGACAACAAAGGUUCGAAUUGUGUUUGAUGCCUCGUCGAAGGCUCACGGUUCUCUCUCUCUCAACGAAGCUCUUCACGCCGGCCCUAACCUUAACCCUGACGUUCUGCAAUUGCUGUUGCGGUUUCGAUCUUAUCAUGUGGCUCUCACAGCGGAUAUAGAGAAGGCGUUUUUACAGAUCGUGCUGGACAGUGCUGACCGAGAUUGUUUGCAGUUUCUGUGGUAUGCCACGACGCCACGAGCAGGCGAACCGUUGCCCCCAGUAGAAAUUUGGCGCAUGACACGAGUGCCUUUUGGAGCCAAGUCCAGUCCCUUUCUACUCGCUGCCACUAUACGUCACCACCUGAGAGCAGCAGAAGAGACAUACCCACGCACGGCGUCCUUACUUUCCAGCCAUUUCUAUGUGGACGACCUCGUUGUUGGUAUGCUAUCGCCGGAAGAGGCACUUACUGUUUACCACGAGUCGCGGCAAAUCUUCCGCGACGCGGGCAUGAAACUGGUUAAGUGGACGAGCAAUAAUGCUAUUCUCCGGGCUACCUUCGACGCCGAUGAGACAGGAAGUUCGACCACGUCGCCACUAAGGAAGGUCCAAGGAAUUGUUUGGGAUAUCGAGACAGAUGAAAUUCGGUAUCCGUUGAAGUCAAUAUCGGAGUUCCUGGAGCAACGGUCGAAUACCAAACGGUAUAUACUGCAAGCAGUGGCUCGCAUUUAUGAUCCCUUGGGCUAUGUGGCGCCUUUCGUGUUGACAGCCAAGAUUUUGCUACAACGGAUUUGGCUCUCCAAGAUGAGUUGGGACGAAGAACUACCAGAAGACCUGAUGGGAGUGUGGUCGUCUUGGUGCCAGCAGGUGCCUUUAUUGUCUCGCGUCUCGUUACCACGGCGGCUCGGCGGGAAGAUGUCGGAGGGCAGCAUCGCGCUGCAUAUGUUUUGCGACGCGAGUCCGCGAGCAUACGGUGCGGCCGCAUACCUGGUGACGCUCGACAGGGACGGUCAUUACAGGGCGGAUCUUCUUUUGGCAAAGUCUCGGGUGGCCCCGGUCAAAACGGUCUCCUUACCGAGACUCGAGUUAAUGGGUGCCGUCAUCGCGACCAGGCUUAUGAGAUUCUUACAGACGACGUUAUCUCUGUCCACCGUACCCACUGUGUUAUGGACGGACUCUGAGAUAACACUCUACUGGAUUUACGGAUCGACGAACCUUUUGUUUCGUUUUUGUUCUGGAAACCUUUUGUACAGAACCGGGUGUCGGAGAUACGGGCUGGUACGGAGCCUAGUCAGUGGUGCCACUGCCCCGGCAAAGAAAAUCCCGCGGAUCUUCUCACGAGAGGCACUUCAUGCCUCCAAUUGCUGA
Molecule: messenger RNA, 1380 nt
Organism: Ornithodoros turicata
Lineage: Eukaryota; Metazoa; Arthropoda; Arachnida; Ixodida; Argasidae
Exons: 1
Coding region: 1-1380 (459 amino acids)
Source: RefSeq, a predicted model, not a curated record